UGCCUGAAAAUAGGCUCCGCUGAGCCACCGCAGGACACCAACUCAUCCCUUGCCAGAGAUGGGUGCAGAUAGAGUGAAGCAACUCCGAGCUUGCCAGAAAUCGUUCUCUUCUGUUCAAGUCAGGCACACAACAAAUAAAGUCUCACCAGUUCUACAGUUCGGCAGAGAAAGCAGCACAUUUGGUGUCCCUCUGGAAACCCUCAUACCAGAUGCAACGCAAUGUGGAGUUCCUUUCCUUGUGACACAGAUGGUGGAGUACCUAGAAGUAUUUGGUCUGGAGCGUGUCGGUUUAUUUCGAAUCAGUGGCUCAGUAAGUAAAAUCAAGGAACUGAAGCAGAAAUACAAUCAAGGAGAAAAAGUUGACCUUAUUAAUGAUGGAGAUGUUGAUUCUGUGGCCAGUCUCCUGAAGCUCUUUCUGAAAGAAAUGCCAGUGGCUGUUUUUCCAGACAACAUUAGUUCUGGCUUGCUAAAAACUUUCCAAGAGCACAAAAUCCACACAAUGAAAUGCAUAGAGAACCUGAGACAGUUGCUCGGCUGCCUGCCCAAAGCCCAUCAAAACCUUCUUCAGUUCCUGUCUGCUUUCCUGUUAAAGGUAGCAACAUACAGUGCAGUGAAUUUCAUGACUCUGGAAAACCUAGCCAUUGUGUUUGGACCUGUUCUGUUCAAGAUCCCUGUUAGUCCCUUGGCUUGUGAAGAGCAAAGGCUUUACAAUGGCCUCCUGCUGUAUUUGCUUCAACACCAUGAGAUGCUCUUUGUUGACUUGAACCCUUGUUACUCACAGAGACAAGCAAAUGGCCUUCAGGAAAACAACACAGAAGAUGAAGAAAGAGACAGACUCAUGUUAUUAAGCAUUCAGGAUAAUUCCUUCAACACGACAGCUUUAGCAGAGUGUGAUGGGGAUUCGGAUUCUGUACAUGAAGAUCAAGCAGGCAGUUCCAGUCCCAGAGAUGAUGAUAACAAAGAAAAUUGCCCGGACAACGCUGCUGUCUUAGAGGAAAGGCAGCUGCCUUUGCAAGAUACUCAGCAGUACAAACAGCAGGCUGUAAUUGACUGCGCUGUAAAGCCUGAAAUGGGCAACUUAAAGCUAAGAAAACCUAAGCCCGUUGCAAAGCUAGAAAAUGAAAAAAGCCAUGAGGAAAGUCAGGAGCUGGAAAAUGCAUUGCCAGGCCUCUCAGAGUGGCAGGGGAAGGCUGGAUCCUCAACUAAUAACUAUGCUCAGAACAUGGCUUUGAGAUGCCAGGAAGCAGUCGUGAGAUUUCAACCAAGACUAGAUCAGAACAUAUGCAUUUCACCAAAAGAAUCAUCUGAGCAAUUUAACGGCUUAAAUGAGAAUUCUUUGUUGAAGCUACAAGCCCUCGAAACCGAUCUGUGCUCUGCAUUUCUGCCAACCCAGGAAGAAACUCCUCAGCUGCCGGCACCCAAGGAUCCAACCCCUUCAUCAGUCCAAACCAGUGCGCAAGCUGAUGGGGCUAGUUGUGGAGAGCAAUAUCACUUCAUUUCUCCUAUUAUUGAUUUUAAUUUAAUGCAUCAGCAGAGAGAUAGCGAAGAGCCUGUGCCAGCCCACAGAGACUGGCAGAAUGACAUGGACAGCAGCCCACAAGAACAUUGCUCCCUAGGGACCAGUCGACUGCUGUAUCACAUUACGGAUGGAGACAAUCCUCUUUUGUCACCACGCUGCUCUAUCUUUAGCCAAAGCCAGAGAUUUAAUCUAGACACAGAGUCUGCCCCUUCUCCACCAAGUGCUCAGCCUUUCAUGAUGCCAAGAAGUUCUUCUAGGUGUAACUGUGAAGAAUGCAAAGAACCACAAACAGUAGCACAACUGACCAAGCAUCUUCAGAGUCUCAAGAGAAAAAUUAGGAGGUAUGAAGAAAAGUUUGAGCAAGAAAAAAAAUACCUGCCUUCUCAUGGUGACAAGACUUCCAAUCCUGAAGUUCUGAAAUGGAUGAAUGAUUUGGCCAAAGGUCGUAAACAGCUCAAAGAGCUGAAACUCAGAAUGUCGGAAGAGCAAAACUGUACCUCUAGGGCACCCCAAAGAAAUGAUCAUUGUGAAGGCACUGGGACCUCUAAAGAGGCUGGGACACAGGAGGCAACAAGCAUGGAAUCAGCUCCCUCAGUAGAAGAAACCAUGGAUAGUGUGCUGAGACGAUUAAAGGAGAAAAGACAACACUUUAACCUUCCUGAGACUAUUAAGGAUAUGACAAAAAAGCAAAUGGCUUUGGAAAAAAUCAAUCUUCAGAAAUGUCUACUAUAUUUUGAGAGUAUUCAUGGACAAUCCGUAGCUAAGCCAGAAAAGAGUCUCAUGAAACCUCUUUACGACAGAUACAGAAUUAUCAAGAAACUUCUCGCAACGCCAUCUUUGAUCACAACAAUUCAGGAGGAGGAAGACUCAGAUGAAGACCAUUCUCAAGGCACCCACGAGUUAUCAUCUGGUCCAAUAUCUUGCCUCCCUGUUGAUGAGCACCUGUGUUACUCUCAGGAGGAGACUGAGCCUGCAUAUGUUUCACCUCUGGAUGAAAGGAAAGUUUUCAGGCAAACAGCCUUGUCUAUGUCUAAUUUACAUGAGGCAACAAUGCCUGUUCUGCUUGAACAUCUCAGAGAAACAAGAGCAGAUAAGAAAAGGCUUCGCAAAGCUCUGAGAGAGUUUGAGGAACAAUUCUAUAAACAAACAGGAAGGAGUCCUCAAAAAGAAGAUCGGGUGCCAAUGGCUGAGGAAUACUCUGAAUACAAGCACACAAAAGCCAAAAUCAGGCUUUUGGAGGUUCUCAUCAGUAAGCAUGAUAUUUCUAAAACAAUUUGAAGUUGCAAUGCUGUGGUAUUGUUCUCAAG
Falco peregrinus (peregrine falcon) is the source of this 2826-nucleotide messenger RNA. It is a transcript of the gene FAM13C, whose product is annotated as family with sequence similarity 13 member C. The transcript has 22 exons. Gene Ontology annotation, biological process: signal transduction. The record is from RefSeq and is a predicted model, not a curated record. NCBI's taxonomy places the organism in Eukaryota, Metazoa, Chordata, Aves, Falconiformes, Falconidae. Bases 59 to 2797 code for a protein of 912 amino acids.